This is a messenger RNA of Equus caballus (horse), 3243 nucleotides long. It is a transcript of the gene TCP11, whose product is annotated as t-complex 11. Gene Ontology annotation, biological process: regulation of sperm capacitation. Gene Ontology annotation, cellular component: sperm flagellum; acrosomal vesicle. The record is from RefSeq and is a predicted model, not a curated record. NCBI's taxonomy places the organism in Eukaryota, Metazoa, Chordata, Mammalia, Perissodactyla, Equidae.
GUGCGCGGGCUGGGCCUGGUGAGCUGCGCGCCGCCGCCGGGCCGCUCCCUGCCGCCCGCCCCCCGCCGCCCGCCGCGGUGGUACAGCCCGGACCCCAGGCCGCGGGGUGAGCGAGCCGCCGGGAGCAGGGGCGGCUGCGGCCGGGGAGGAGAUUCCAUCAGCAACAUGCCGGACGUCGAGGAGAAGGUGCCCCUGCAGGACCCUGGCGACGCCGAGAGCGGGGCCUGUGAGCCCGAAACGUCGGUACCGACCCAGGGAGACAAGAGCGGCCCCGAGGACCACCCUCCCCGUCUGACAGAUACAGUUAUCGAUGUUUCCAAGCUGAGCAGCGAGACUGGAAUGGGUCACGAUUUCCAUGUGAAAGAGGUUUUCCCUCCAAGCAGUCUGGAGGGCAAGGUCAAGGAGACAAUGCACAAUGCCUUUUGGGACCAUCUUAAGGAGCAACUGUCAGCUACUCCCCCAGACUUCAGCUGUGCUCUUGAACUUCUGAAAGAAAUAAAAGAGAUCUUGUUAUCACUGCUGUUACCACGCCAGAACCGCCUAAGAAGUGAGAUCGAAGACGCUCUGGACGUGGACCUCCUCAAGCAGGAAGCGGAACACGGGGCCCUGAAUGUCCCUCAUCUCUCUAAGUACAUCCUCAACACGAUGACUUUGCUGUGUGCCCCAGUUCGGGAUGAGGCGGUGCAGAAACUAGAGAGCGUGACAGAUCCUGUUCGUUUACUGAGAGGGAUCUUCCAGGUUCUGGGUCUGAUGAAAAUGGACAUGGUGAACUACACCAUCCAGAGCCUUCAGCCCCACCUGCAGGAGCAUUCUGUCCAGUAUGAACGGGCGAAAUUCCAGGAGCUCCUCGACAAGCAGCCUGGCCUCCUGGAUCACACCACCAAGUGGCUGACCCAAGCUGCAGCAGACCUCACGGCGCCGCCUCUGCCCGGCCCUGACACUCCCGACUCCUCCGGCGUGGCCAGCCCCUCUCCGAGUGAGCCAGUCGACAGCCCAGAGCCGCUCAGCCCCACAAUGGUGCUGUCCCAGGGCUUCCUGAACCUUCUUCUCUGGGACCCUGAAAAUGAAGAGUUCCCUGAGACCCUGCAGAUGGACAGAGCCCGGCUACAGGAGCUGGAGUCGCAGCUGCACAGGUUAACCGUCCUGGCCUCAGUCUUGCUGGUGGCCAGUAGUUUCUCUGGCAAUGUUCUGUUUGGCUCGCCUCAGUUUGUGGACAAGCUGAAACGCGUAACCAAAGCCCUGACAGAGGAGUUUGACUCCAGGCCUGAGGAGGCUAUGCUGACCCUGAGUGAACAGGUGUCUCAGGAAAUCCAUCAAAGCCUCAAGAGCAUGGGUCUUGCUCCUCUGAGCAGCGACAACACAGCAUCUCUGAAAGGACAGCUCCAGAACAUUGCCGCGAAGGAGAACUGUGUCUGCAGUGUCAUUGAUCAGCGGAUCCAUUUGUUCCUCAAAUGCUGUUUGGUUCUUGGUGUGCAGCGGUCUCUGUUAGACCUCCCUGGAGGGCUUACUCUCAUUGAGGCAGAACUGGCAGAACUGGGCCAAAAGUUUGUCAACCUCACACGUCACAAUCAGCAGGUGUUUGGCCCCUACUACAUGGAGAUCCUAAAAACCCUCAUCUCCCCAGCCCAGGCGCUGGAAACAGAAGUGGAGUCUCUCUGAUAGGACCUGCUCCAGCCCUGGCACCUUGGACCCAGGAGAGAAGCCCAUCGUUUUCCUGGGGUGACAUCACCGGUGACCAGCGGAGUUGUGGGCCCUCUUCCCCUCCUGCAGCCGGUACACCUGGGCUCCAGUGAUCAAGCAUGUAAACACCAGUUGGCCCAACCUUGUUCAAUAAUAAACUUCUGAACUGCAAGCAAACUUCCGCUCUGCUCCUGCUGCAGCUGUGGCCAGGCCCUGUGCCCUCGGCCCUAGCUAGCUGAGAAGCCAACAGGCCCCCGGUUGUCCUCCACUGGCUAGGUGCUCCCUUCAGCAGACGGAGCUGAGAAGCCAAGACACCCAGGUGCUAGUAGUGUUUUCUCUAAGGGUAAAGCAUUUCCCUGAGGGCCCUGAGAACUCUGUGGAAUUAUCCAAAAUGUGACUAUAAGGGCUUCACUGGAAGUCAGAAAUUUCAGCUCAGGAUUGGGCACAAUUGAAAGAAGUUAUUAGAAACCUCAUUUCCAGGACCAAAUUUCCUUCAAAUGAUGCAGUAAGUCAAGAAAUAGUAAGAGCCUCAGCUUCCUCUUCUGUUUUCAGGGUCUGAAGCAGUGUGCAAACUGGGGCUGAAUGAAAUGGAUAUUGGCUGCUGGCGAGCCUUCUGUUGAGGACAGGUUUCAGAGUUCUUGCAAUUUCUCUGAAGUGUCCAGAGUUCAGACUUAGGUCAGUGACUGACUUGGUCGCAUUUAUCCUUGUUCUCGAGCCGAGUGAGUCUCCUGUAUCCUCAUCUCUAAGCUUAGCACCCCCCGUUCAUCCUGACAGAGUUGAUGUGGGCAUUCAGAGGUGGACCAGCCUCCAUCCUUCUUCCUACUUCCAGUCUGGAACUCUAAUUGGCAGUGUGGUUGUGAGCUCAUGUUGGCAUCACAAGUGAGAGAGGUGCUAGGAAGGACUGGGCUUGUCUCCUGGGAUGGCAGAGAUCCAACCUGUUGUUCUCAGCCUCACUGCAGCAGACCAGCCCAAACCUAGUAUGGCCGAAAGGAGGAAAAUGUUCCACUUAGAUUCGGCCCUUUUUUUUGUAAUGGCAAGAGAAAAUGGAAAUUCACUUGUGUGCUCUCAAGGUGGGGUGGAGAGAAACAAUAUUCUCACCAUUUCAGCAGACGGAGGGAGCUGAAUAGAACACAAAUCUGGGAGGAACAACAGAAGUGAGAUUUGAGUUGCGUUAGCUCGAGGUUUCCUCCUAAUUGACCUCCUUUUUAGAGAGUAGAGCCUAGGUGGGUGACACGGCCAGGACAACAGUGUGACUUUUCCUAUGACCAGAAAAGCUGGAGGGCCUGGAUCGUUCCGUUUCCAUUCUUACAGCUAGACCUCCUCAGGGUGGGGAAGCCCAGAAAAAGGGGCGUGUUGAAUAAACAGGCUUGCCUAGAUGGAGUCUCUGAUUUGCGACAAUUAACUUGAACUUUUAAAAAAUCCACAUUUUGGAAGCUUCAUUACCUUAGAGGCAGAAGUGCUCUGAAGAGGACCGCCUGGCUGAGGGGUGCAGACACUGGGCUGACAAGAGAACCUUGCUUUGUACUUCAUAAUUAAAAUCUAGAUUGAUGGAUUUCUUAGAAA